This is a messenger RNA of Zonotrichia albicollis (white-throated sparrow), 5124 nucleotides long. NCBI's taxonomy places the organism in Eukaryota, Metazoa, Chordata, Aves, Passeriformes, Passerellidae. The record is from RefSeq and is a predicted model, not a curated record.
CCUUUUUUAGAUCUACCUUACCAGUUCUGCCACUACUCCUUGUUCUGUCUCCAGUGAAUGCAUCUACUUGUGCAAUGGGAAAUAAAACAACAGAAAUCCGUGUGAAGUAUGAGAAUAUACUAAGUCACGACAUCAAUGAGCUGGUAAAUAUGUCUGCAGAGAAUUAUGACUCGUGCUGCAGGAAGAGAAAAUAUGAAAAUAUCAAAGUGUUUUUCUGCAAUGAUACUGAGGAAAUAGAAUCACUACAGAGCAUGGCGUGCAACAUGCUCAGGUUCUUUUAUAAGCAGAGGAUCAACAAAGCCUUUAGACAGAAAGCAGCAUUUGUCUCAUGUGGGACAUUACAAGUUCUACAGUGUAAAUGUGAAAGACGUAAAAAAGAAAAGGUCUGCUCAGAUGUAUUUAGUUUAGAAGAUACAGAGACAGGUGAACAGUCCAAAAAGAAAUGUAACCAAGAAGUUUGUGAACUGAAAGAAAAUAUAUCUAGCCUUCGAUCCUGCUGGAAUAAAUUUGAAAAAAUAAUUUCCAGGUGAUUCCAGGUGAAUCCUGCUCUUUUCUUUCAAAGUGGCAUUACUUGGUACCUUUGCAUUUUAUAUGCAUUCUUCAAGUAAACUUGCUCGCUUAUAUGAACACUUUAUGCCAGAAUUCUGAUGAGAGGCUACUGUACCUUGUUCCUGGAGAUGACAGAAGCAGAAAUGGCUGAACCAAGCUGCUGAAGUCUGAGAAGUGGAAAUAGAAGACCAGCAUUUGAAAAAAAGAACUCUGCAGAAGUCUGUGUCCACCUUUUGCGCUCUGGAAACUACCCUGAAUUUUCCGAUUCUUCGAGUAACUUUAGAGUACUGUCAUAUCAAAGCAGCCACUUACAUGUCUACUGGAUUUUACAAAAAAACCAUGGAAUCUGCAGGUGAAGAAAAAAAGAGUAUGAAAAAGUAGCUGGUUUCUUUAUAUCUAUGCAAAACACACCAAGGACCAAAAGUAACAAUUUACCAAAGCAGCAGAUUAUCUUGGAUAUGUUCUCCUGACACAGAAGUGGUUUUGGUAUGGGUCCGAUGAGUCUGCUAACUGAUUUGGGUUUGGAAAAACAGGGAAAAAGUUAGCUUUUUGAAAAACUGAAGAAGGGUACUGAUUUUUGAGAGAUGCAGCAUGCCUCUGCUGGCUGAAGCACAGGCAAGACUGAAUCCUGUGGAAGAAGAAAAAGAUGCCUGAAUGUAAGUUGUUCAGUUGACUGGAAACAGCACUACACUCAUUCAUUUUAUCAACCCAGUGUUAGCUGCAGGAGGAGCUAGAAUUCCUUAGCUUCAGAUUGUGAUUUCUUAUAUGCAAAUAUUUUAUGUAACAUGUUUUAAGAUGUUAGGCAAACAUGACUUAAAAUAUGUGAAUAUUGUCAGAGAAUAAUAUAUUGGCAUUUAACUGAUAAAGUGCUCAUAUUUUAUUUUGAAUAAAUAGAAGUAUUUUUAUAGUUAUUACACUUUUGCAGUUUCUUACUUUGAUAUAACUCCUUUGGUAAUAAAAUAUUUGUCUUCUGUGAAAUUGGGCUGUUCACUUUUUGGCUACCAUUACUCGUUUUUUAGGUUUUAUUCAGAGAUAGUCAGUCAUUUGAAGCUCAGCUUCAAAUUCUCAACCUGAAAUACCCAUUUCUUAGCUGCUUGUAACCUGCCCAAUUUAGGUAAACAUUUUCAUACCUGCCUUGGACUGAAUACUUCAGGAAAGCUUUAGUUUAGUCAGCCUGUUGUUUCCUGGUUUGAAGUAAACUAACAUAAAUUGUUUUAUCCAUGCUAAAAGAAUUUUUCUGUAAAAGUACUCUGUAAAAAUGUUGGUAUUCAGAACAAACACCCUAAAAACCAGUAGGAUGUGCUUCAAAGACAUGUUUGCUCAGUUGAUUGUAAACAGCACUAGUUUAUGUAUUUUACUGGAAUAAGAUUGCUGUACUGAAUCUGAGAGGGAAGAGGUUAAGAGCAAAGCAUGCCAUGCUUUCCUGAAAUACACCCUCUCCAAUCCCCCAUGUAUUUAUGGUGACAAUGAGGCAGGAGUGGUAGCUUUGUAAACUGUGACUGAGAAUUUCACAUAUCCUCUAGCUCUUUGUACAAGAGAUAGCAACUUGCUCCAAACACCUUAAAAAACUGAAACCAACCCCAACCCAUAAAUCUUUAUGGAACAGGGAAACAUUUCCCAGUAUCAACUGCAGAUAAAGAGAAUGUAACCACAAUUGUAAGGACUUCACUGGAAAUCCUUUCUUCUGAAAGAGGACCCAGGAGACUGCGGAUUCAGUUGGUCUCCAAGACUGAAGUACAGUUGUUUUGGUAUUUUUUUGGAAAUUCAACAACAGUUGAAAGCCAGCACUUAUUUCCUAAUAACCAUUUGGCAAGCAAAGAGCAGUGUGAGUUAAAACAAAAAUACACAGAUGCAGUAUUAGCUACUACAAAACUGAAAGGUCAGUCAGUUUAAGUUACUUAAGCAGCAGUCCACAACUUAAGUCUUGAGAGAAAUAAAGCAAUUCCAGGAUCACCCUGGGCCAAAGACCAAGGAUAGAUCCAGAGCAGAAAUUUAAAUGAAGUAAUUAUGAAAUUGUGGAUUUCUUCUGAUUACUUCUCUUAAUAAAUAUCCUGCCUGUCUGAUUUUUGUUGCCAAAUUUCCUGUUGUCACCACUUACAUGUAAACAUUAACUGCUAAAUGCAUUGACUUGUGCUCUUUGAUUUGUUCCUUCAGUUUGAGAACUUCCUCAGGUUUCCUGAACUUGCAAAUGUGGCACUAAAGUGCUUUUCAGCAACUGGCAAAGGAAUGAAAACGGUGCAUGGUAUCAUCACCAUCAUGCCUACCUCCCUGCCACCUUCACUUAUGCAUUUAGUUACUUAUUUGGCCACAGAAAAGAAAUGAGUAGGUCAAAACCAUGAUUUAGAAGUACAUGGAAUUUAUGGGAAAGCGUCAAGGAUAAAAAUAGAGGUAUUUAAAUGGAAAGGAUUUUCACAAUGUUGUUGCAAGAGUUUCAGGUUUGAGACCAUCUAAAGAACCUACACAAGUCCAUGGGACCUGAUGUAAUACACCUGUGGGUUCUGAGGGAACUGGCAGAGGAAGUGUCCAAGUCACUAUCCAUGAUAUUCGAGAAGUCAUGGCAGUCCAGUCCCUUUGGAUGGCAUCCUGUCCUUCAGCUUGCUCAGGGUGCACUCAAUCUCACUGUGUUAUUGAUGAAGAUACUAAAAGAGCACCAAAACAAGAGUUUUAAAACAAGAGUCCUGAGGGACAGCACUAGAUACAGCCUCCACCUGGACAUAGACAUAUUGACCACAACUUUCCAGCUGAAUCCAUUCAGUCAGUUCCUUUUCCACUGAACAGUCCACCCUUCAAAUCUAUAUCUCUCCAAGUACAUUAAAGAGCUCAGUAGAAGGAAGUUUCCCCUAAAAAAAGAAUGAUAAGAGGCAUUAAUCUCUAUUCAUCCAUAUUUAGCCAAAAAAAAAGCAAUCCAUACCCUUAUUGAAAUUUUUGCUCACAUAAAUGAACUUCUGAAGAAAAAUAUAAACAACUUUCCUUUUUUUCUUAAUAAUUUCAUCAAUACAACAGUGCUCUAAUGUCAUGAAGGAGAACAAACCCAGAUCAAGCUAACUAUCCCUUCCAGUUUUAUUAUUAAGAAGAAGAAAAAAAAGAAAUACUAAAGAUGUCACGGUGAUGGGCUCUACAUAAAGUAAAUUCUCAGUAUAGCUGGGGAAAUAGAGGAGAUAGAGGGUUAACUUGAUAUAAGCAGUUCACACUGAUUUAAUAUCUGGUAUGUUUUUCAAGGUGACUUAGGAAUUCAAAUCUCAUCUCACUCAAUUAAAACCCCUAUUCUUUUUGUACCUGAGAUCAGACAUCACAAUACGACUGAAAUUAUAUUACCUACCUGUAUGCUCUGUUAUAGAAGAUAAUUUUACCUUUGACUACAAAAAAUUGCACAUCACAAGAAGCUUUCUUGGCAUAUUUGCUUUAUUGUUAACAAGUGCCAAAUUAGCAUUAGGUGGUGAUUUACAUUUAUUAAUUAAAACACAACUGACACUUUAAAAUAAACAUAAUAUAAAAAAGUAAGAGGCAAACAAAUCAAGGAAUUCUGGCAAAAAAACACCUCACUGGAUGGUCGCAAACAAAUAUUCCAUGUACUGAGGGGCAAGGCAAACAUAAUAAAUGCAAUGGUGAAAAAAUUAAUCACGUCCAACACAUGAAUAAACACACAAUUUAAAAACACAGAACAUUAAUAAAUAAACUUAUGAAGAGAAACAUUUAUGUGUCAUAUGAAGGAUGAACACCAAGAGUCAAAGCAAUCAAAUAAAGUAGGUUUUGUAACAGUUGUACUGUACUCAGCACUUUACAGAUCCCACCCAAAUCCAUUCAUGGUUCUGCCAGAAAGCCAAACUGAAAUACAGAACUAUGGUAAACCAUGCACUUCUGUUUAGAACGUGGGUUCAGUAUUCAGCCAUAUUAAACUGAGCAUUUGAUUUGCUGACUAAAAUGUUUAAAUUAGGAAAAUAUAAUUUCCCUAUUGAUUAUUUUUGUUAAGAAUGAACACUUAUUAAGAGAAAAUAUGAGGAAGCUGCUUUCUGGCAAGAUGAAGUAGAAUGGGACUGAAUAGGAUCCUCCAGAAAUAUAUAUUAUUCUGGACUGAUGUAACACCAAAAAACCAAACCCAAAACAAAACAAAAAAUGAACUAGUAUGCAAGAGUAAUCUCUUAGACUGUGAAUACUGGAACGAAAAUAUCAACCAAGUAACUACUGAAUUCAGCUAAUGAAGUCUUUUACCUAACACUUCUUCCAACAACACAAUAAGGUCACUCAAACCUUACUUAGCAAGAUGGAAAAAAAACAACCAAACCAACCAGCAACAAAACAAUCACAAGUUAGAAUAAGCUGUACUUGAAAGCCAAUUAAACUAUUUUCACCAGUCACUGAAACAAAUUUUACCAAAGAUGAAAAUUCCACCUUCUCAUACAACCCAUUUAACUAUUCAUAGCUUAGUCAAACUGGAUAGAAAUAAAAUUGAAAAAAGUGCUCUUACUAAACACAAUUUCUUCAGCCAAGAUUAAAAACACUCAUAACAGGUUUGUUCUUUGCAGAUAUACAAAGUCUAUGUGAUGGAAACUAGCACUUCUUGUGACCUUUGUAAUA